GCGUGAAACGGCACCAUGAAUUCUGACAACAUUGCUGCCAAAAUCGUAAAAAAAAUUGCCUAAAACUCGCAACGCCAGAGAUAUCACGAGGCAACACGCACAUGAACGGAUAAAGAACGUACAGAACUAGCCAUGGAUAGGCUCGAUAGACAAAACGGAUUUAUAACACCACCAGACGCACCGAUUUUCGAGCCGACUGAGGAAGAAUUUACCGAUCCGCUGGCUUACAUUGCUAAAAUUCGACCUGUAGCCGAAAAAUAUGGAAUAUGCAAAAUAAAACCCCCACAGGAAUGGCAGCCACCUUUUGCUGUAGAUGUGGACAAUUUCAGAUUUGUACCAAGGGUUCAAAGACUUAACGAAUUAGAGGCUGGCUCCAGAGUGAAGCUGAACUUUUUGGAUCAGUUGGCAAAGUUCUGGGAACUGCAGGGCACCCACCUGCGUAUCCCCAAUAUAGAGAGGAAGGCUCUGGACCUGUUCAAACUCCACAAGACUGUGCAGGAUGAGGGGGGCUUUGAGACAGUCAGCAGGGACAGGAAGUGGACCAAGGUGUCCAAUGUCAUGGGCUAUCCUCAUGGAAGAGGGGUGGGCUCUAUCCUCCGGGGACAUUAUGAGAGGAUGCUCUACCCCUUUGACAUCUUCCGCUCUGGAGCCACUUUGGACCCCUCGGCAUCCAAGCGUGACAACCUGGUCUAUGAUGAUGAUGACAAGAAGAAGGAUGAGGACUACAGACCCCAUGGAGUGUCCACCAAGGGUCAGGCGGCCAGCAGUCGUAGGUCUAAGAGGUACAACAGGGAUGUCUCUUCUCCUGAACCAAGCCCUGUCAAGGUCAAACAAGAACCUAAGCUUGAAGCCACUGAGGGCCAGGAGGAGCCUUAUAUUGACUACUCUGCCAACAAUGAGAUGAGGAAGCUUCAGUUUUUUGGAGCAGGACCUAAGGCUGCUGUCCCUAUCACUGUAAAAGAGGAAAAAGAGGUCAAAGAGGAGGGCAGUGGCAGGAAGAAAUACACAGCAAGUAGCAAGAGUGUUAACUAUAUUGACCUGUACAUGUGCCAUACAUGUGGUCUGGGAGAUGACGAGGACAUGAUGUUACUGUGUGAUGGCUGUGACGAUGCUUUCCACACAUACUGUCUGGUACCACCACUACAGGAAGUUCCUAAGGGAGACUGGAGGUGCCCUACAUGUGUUGCCAAGGAGGUGAACAAACCCAGGGAGGCAUAUGGCUUUGAGCAGUCUCAGAGAGAGUACAGUCUACAGUCCUUCGGGGAGAUGGCUGACGAGUUCAAGAGCACUUACUUCAACAUGCCAGUUCAUCUUGUGCCAUGUUCUACAGUGGAGAAGGAAUUCUGGCGUUUGGUGAACAGUCUGGAGGAUGAUGUAUUUGUGGAGUAUGGGGCUGACAUCCACGCCUCAGAGUGUGGCAGUGGCUUUCCCACCAAGGAGACCAAGGACCAGUUUCCUGAAGAUGAGGAAUACAUCAACUCUGGCUGGAACCUGAAUAACCUUCCCAUCCAGGAGAAGUCUGUGCUCAGUCAUAUCAAUGCUAAUAUAUCUGGGAUGAAGGUCCCCUGGGUCUAUGUGGGGAUGUGUUUCUCUGCCUUCUGCUGGCACACAGAAGACCACUGGAGCUACUCUCUCAACUACAUGCACUGGGGAGAGCCCAAGACAUGGUAUGGUGUUCCUGGAGUUGAGGCAGAGAGACUAGAAGAGGUGAUGAGACAGAAGGCACCAGAACUAUUUGAGAGUCAGCCAGAUUUACUGCACCACUUGGUCACCAUUAUGAACCCUAACAUUCUCAUGCAGCACGACGUUCCCAUCUCCAGAGUGAACCAGCAUGCGGGCGAGUUUGUCAUCACAUUCCCACGUGCAUACCACGCCGGGUUCAACCAGGGUUAUAACUUUGCUGAGGCUGUAAAUUUCUGUCCAGCUGAUUGGCUCCCAUGGGGCCGUGCUGCUAUAGAACACUACAGACGUCUGGGCAGACAGUGUGUCUUCUCACACGAGGAGCUGGUCUGUAAGAUGGCAGCUGACCCUGACCGUCUAGACCUUACACUGGCUGCUGGGGUCCACAAGGACAUGUUAGCUAUGGUAGAGACAGAGAAGAAACUGAGGAAAACUCUGCUGGAUAGGGGCACUAUGGAAGCUGAACGUGAAGCGUUUGAACUUCUGCCAGAUGAUGAGAGGCAGUGCCAUUACUGUAAAACCACCUGCUUUUUGUCUGCUGUCACUUGUGUAUGCAGUCCAAGUUUAUUAGUUUGUAUCCACCAUGUGGACAAGUUAUGUGACUGUCACCCGUCCCAGCACUGCUUGCGUUACCGCUACACCCUGGAUGAGUUACCUGCCAUGUUACACAGGCUGAAAGUGCGUGCUGAGUCCUUUGAUAACUGGGCACUCAAGGUGAAGGCCGCUCUGGAAGCCAAGGAGAAACAGAAAUUAGAGCUGAGUGAGUUAAAGGAGAUGAUUGUAGAGGCAGAUCAGAAGAGGUUCCCAGACAGUGAGCUGCUGCAAGCUCUGAUAGCUGCUGUGGGGGAGGCAGAGAAAUGUGCCAAUGUGGCCAACCAGCUGGUCAGCAAGAAGGUCAGAACAAGGAACCGCCAGUCUGGAGACAGUAAAUACAUUGCCAAGCUGAGCCUGGAUGAACUGCAGUGUUUUAUAGAACAGGUGAAUAACCUGCCCUGUAGGAUCAAGGAGGCCACCCUAAUACAGGAGCUGUUACAGCAGGUGCUAGACUUCCAGACAGAGGCUCAGGAUGCCCUGCAGGACCAGAACCCAGACUCUGAGAGACUAGAGAAACUGAUGGACUUUGGGGUCACACUGGAUGUGGACCUGCCAGAGAUACCUAAGCUGAAACAGGUCCUGGAGCAGGCGCGGUGGCUGGACGAGGUGCGUAACACUCUGGCCGAACCAGGCAAUGUGACUCUGGAGAGCAUGCGUAAGCUGAUAGAGGCUGGCGUGGGUCUGGCGCCUCACACAGCAGUGGAGAAAGCAAUGGCAGAGCUGCAGGACCUUCUUACUGUCAGUGAGAGGUGGGAGGAGAAGGCUAGGAUAUGUCUACAAGCCAGGCCCAGACAUGUGAUCCAGACUCUGGAAGCUAUCAUCAAUGAAGCCAAGGGUAUCCCUGCCUACCUACCCAAUGUGUCUGCCCUGAAGGAAGCUCUGAGGAAAGCGAAGGAGUGGACAGCCAGGGUGGAGGCUGUUCAGAAUGGAGAGCAUUACCCGUACCUGGACAUCCUGGAGAGUUUAGUCAAUAGAGGGCGCCCUGUCCCAGUUCGCCUUGACCUCCUGCCACAGGUGGAAUCUCAAGUGGCUGCUGCCAAGUCCUGGAGAGAGAGGACGGCCAGAACCUUCCUGAAGAAAAACUCCACAUACUCAUUGGUUGAGGUGUUGUCUCCAAGAUCCGACAUAGGUGUCUACCAGAGUGGUAAAAACAGGAAGAAGAAGAUGAAGGACAUAGACAGGGAGAAGGAGGCUGAGACAGGCAAGGUGGAAGAACACAGGGACCCAGCUACUAUGGUUGCAGUAUUUAAGUCUGCUGAGCAGCAUGAAGUGGAGGCCAUGAGAGAACUGAGGGCCAGGAAUAUGGAGAAACAUCGACAGGAAGACGCAGUGGAGGUGAAGUACUGUAUAUGUCGUAAAGGACCAUCUGGCUUCAUGCUGCAGUGUGAACUCUGCAAGGACUGGUUUCAUGCCUCCUGUGUUCCCUUACCCAAAGCCAGCAACCUGAAGAACAAGAACUCUCAAGCAGCAGCCAUCCAGGCAGCUCGUGAUCUCAAGUUCCUCUGUCCACUGUGCUUACGUUCCCGUAGACCCCGCCUGGAGACCAUCUUAUCCCUGCUGGUGUCCCUGCAGAAACUUCCGGUGAGGCUACCAGAGGGGGAGGCCCUGCAGUGUCUGACGGAGAGGGCCAUGGCAUGGCAGGAUAGAGCCAGACAGGCCCUGGCCACAGAGGAACUGGCCUCAGCUCUAGCUAAACUCAGUGUGCUCAGCCAGAGGAUGGUGGAGGCUGCUGCCAGGGAAAAGACUGAGAAAAUCAUCAAUGCUGAACUGCUGAAGGCAGCGUGCAAUCCCGAGUUACAGGGGCACCUGCAGAGUGUCACGCAAAGUGCAUUUGGGGGAAUGCAGCUGUCACAACAGCCACAGGCCUCCCCUCUGCAGGUCAAUGGAUCAGCAUUAAAUGUGAACAGUCAGCAGAAUGGCAGCGGCGGGGGGUGGCAGUGGUGGUGGUGGGGGUUUUGACUAUGAGGUCUCUCUGCCCCCUACCUCCACCUCUCCAGCACCAGAUGAUGACACACAGUCAGAGUCAGAACUGGCUCAGAACAGCUCAGCAUCCAUGUC
Messenger RNA from Lingula anatina, 4332 nucleotides. Its product is annotated as lysine-specific demethylase 5A. The record is from RefSeq and is a predicted model, not a curated record. Gene Ontology annotation, biological process: chromatin remodeling; regulation of DNA-templated transcription. Lineage: Eukaryota; Metazoa; Brachiopoda; Lingulata; Lingulida; Lingulidae. Gene Ontology annotation, cellular component: chromatin; nucleus. Gene Ontology annotation, molecular function: histone H3K4me/H3K4me2/H3K4me3 demethylase activity; DNA binding.